ACGAGCCUCAAACCCUCGCGUCCAGCCUUCCGGAAGAGCAACGUCAACAUCUACCAGGGCCACAGGACAAAUACUGCAAAACCUGGAAAGAUGCCUUCCCUCCUCGUUGUUGUGUUUGUCCUCCAGCUCACCAUCCACCUGGUGAACACAGUCGGAGCCGCAACAAUUAACAACAUACUCUGGAACAUCUACAACCGCCUACCAACCCCAACCUCGAAAGCAGCAGCCGAGCAACGAGACCUAAAAAAGCAGUUCCUAAAAGUACGAACAGAGCUUAACGGCACCAGCAGCCAAGACAACUUCGCCAAAUGGGCGAAACUGAGAAGACAGCACGACAAACUUGUCGAGCAAGUCGAAGCAAAUAAGAAAUUACUUGACGGCACGAAAAGCACCUUCGACAGCGCCAUAUCUGCCCUCCGCUGGCUCGGUACAAACGGACUACGCAUGCUGAUACAGUUCUGGUUCCAGAAGCAGCCGAUGUUCUGGAUCCCCAAGGGCUGGGUACCGUACUACGCCGAAUGGCUGCUGUCGUUCCCCAGAGCGCCGGUGGGCAGUAUAUCCAUACAAGCGUGGGCAUUAGCAUGCAUGGCGAUUAUUCUACUUGUCAGCGACGCGCUGGGUGCAGCUUUAGGCUUGGCUAUAGGGACUGGGAAGGCUGCGCAGGAUGAGAAGAACGUUGGUGGGCAGCCAAUGAAGAUGCAGGGAGAAAAAGGCACGACGGGGUCACGGACAUCACCAAAAGCAAAGAAGGAGCUGUGA
This is a messenger RNA of Lachnellula hyalina, 759 nucleotides long. It is a transcript of the gene get1, whose product is annotated as Protein get1. The transcript has 3 exons. Gene Ontology annotation, cellular component: GET complex. NCBI's taxonomy places the organism in Eukaryota, Fungi, Ascomycota, Leotiomycetes, Helotiales, Lachnaceae. The annotation marks the transcript as partial. The record is from RefSeq and is a predicted model, not a curated record. Gene Ontology annotation, biological process: tail-anchored membrane protein insertion into ER membrane.